UCUCCUCCUGCCUUCCAUUCUAGAGAGAGAGACGGAGGCAUCGCAUCGGCCAUUGAGAGGAAGCGAAGAGAGAGCGGCGGAGGAGGCGAAGGCAUCAUCCAUGGCCGCGGUGGUCCGGAGCGUGUGGCAGGGGAUCAGGGAGAAGGGCCUCACCAACUUCCUCCGCUACGCCCGCGAAGAGGGAUACCUAAAAUGCCUUGGGGACGGAAACCUAUUGCAAACCAAAAUUCACAACAUUGGUGCAACCCUUGUAGGAGUUGACACUUUUGGAAACAAGUACUAUGAGAAACUACAUGACACUCAGUAUGGAAGGCAUAGGUGGGUAGAGUAUGCGGACAAGGGUCGCUACAAUGCAUCCCAAGUGCCUGCUGAAUGGCAUGGAUGGCUGCACCACAUUACAGACAGCACUGGGGAUAAGCUGCUGGAGGAGAAGACUAAAAAGUUCAUUAGGGAGCACAGACAGAACUACACCGGACAGGGUGAUGACUUGAUCUACCACUCCAAGGGGCAUGCUCUGAACCCAGGGCAAAGGGACUGGACAAGGUACCAGCCUUGGGAACCAAAGAAAGAAGAGGCCACCUGAUCUGAAUGGUACCUGAUAAUCCUCUUCUAUGUUUCACAUUUGGUUUGGUGUUGCCGAUCUAAAACCACCAGUCAGUUUGGUUUCAUGGACUGGUCCUGAAUAAUGUACUCUAUCUGAUACUGAAUACCUGCCACUGAACAAUUUUAAUCUGUGUGUGGAUGUGGCAAUAGAGAAACUGGCGAUUCGGUCGUCGGUGUUUGCAUUGAAGAGUUUCUUUUUCUACUGAUGUCAAUGGUGCGUGGAUGUUGAGAUUCUGAAAGGAGAUAAUAUUGUUUGGUAAA
Molecule: messenger RNA, 864 nt
Organism: Triticum dicoccoides
Lineage: Eukaryota; Viridiplantae; Streptophyta; Magnoliopsida; Poales; Poaceae
Product: probable NADH dehydrogenase [ubiquinone] 1 alpha subcomplex subunit 12
Exons: 5
Coding region: 101-583 (160 amino acids)
Biological process (GO): response to oxidative stress
Cellular component (GO): membrane; respiratory chain complex I
Source: RefSeq, a predicted model, not a curated record